UUACAAUACAUAUCUAUACAAAUGCUCUCCGGCAAUUCUGUUAUCUAAUCAAUCUGAUUUGAAUAAUAAUAAUUAUAAUGCGUAAUAAGCCUCAUCACUGAUAAUAGGCUUGACUAAUUUGAUAAAUUAACCAUUCAAUUGGGAAUCUUGUUUAGUGUCAUGUGGACAAGUUGAAAGGUUGACGGCAAUCGGCAUCGCAUUUAAUAUUCAGUACAAUGUUUAAGUCCAAAUCAUUUGAUUUGAAAAACGAUGAAGCUGGAAAGCAACGCGAACAUCUCUAUCAACCACGGAAAGCCCAGUGGCUGAAGUACAUAAUGCAGCCAGCUGCAAUUGCCUUUGUUAUUCUUUUAAUAAUCUGCAAUAUAGAUUUCUCAUAUGAUCCUGAUGAGGACAGUGCAAGGACCUUGUCAAGGGCAACGUCUCAUGGAAACUUUGUGCCAAUCUACAAUCAAAAUUUAGUUCAACUAAUUUUCAGCCAUGCCAUGAAUAAAACAGAUUGCCGGGAUCAUAUAACUUUACGCCUUGAGAACUUUAAUUUCCCAAAUGGCGUUAUCACGAGAAAUAGAGUUCACGGCGAAUAUACAUUGCAGAGCCUAAUCUUAAACAAUUGUCGACUGAGGCACAUAGUUGACGGCGCCUUUGAUCAAAAAAGUUUGCACAAGCUACAAAAUCUGGAAUUAAUUAAUACCAAACUGAAGAAACUCACGAAUGAAACACUUCGAGGCCUCUUACAUCUCUCCAACUUUACACUGAUCAAUAAGAGAAAAUCUUUGAGAUGUAAAGGACUUUUGUUGCCCGUGGCGCACAGUCUACGAUCCGUAAAGAUAAAUCUGCCCUAUACGAGAAAAAUCUAUGAGCCUACAUAUUUCUUUGGCCAAGUAGUUUAUAAACAUUUAAAGGUCUUAGAUCUUAGCGGAAAUAAUAUCGGAGAAAUCGUGGAAAACCAGGCUUUUGAGCAUAUGCCAGCUCUAGAGCAUCUUAACUUGGCGAAUUGUCGAUUGAGAAGUAUUCACUUUGAUCUGAGUAACGAACUUCGAUAUCUGGACUUGAGUGGCAACAAACUAACAGAGUUGAGUGUUCAGUUUAUAUUAGCUGCAAGAGAUGGUAGUAUAAAGCUUAAUCUUGCGGCUAAUAAUUGGGAUUGUAGCUAUGCCAAUGUGGAUCUGUUUGAGCUCUUAAACAUAAAGCCUUGCGUCGAGUCUGUAAGAAAAACACGGGAAUUGAUUAGUGAUGCUAAUACUCUAGGUGAUUCAUAUGACACCACUGAAGAUAUACAAUCGACAUACGAAACUAUAAUAGUAUCAACAACAACGUCAAGAACCACACAAUCUUCAACUAACCAACAAGCUCCGGCCAGGACAACAACGCCAACAACUACGCAAUCUCCAGCUAAGCAGCAAGUUCCGGUCAGAACAACUAGUUCAACAACUGAAGCAACCACAACUACAACCGAAGCAACCACAAUAGCACCAACCACAAUAGCACCAACCACAAUAGAACCACCGACAACUGAACCAAGCACAUGGAUCACUGAGACGACUCAGAACACAGCAUCUGACUCGAACACUCCAUGGGAUAUACCAGUGACAACUGAAUCAGAGAACGAUGAAAAUUCUCUGCUCUAUGACGAUAUCGUUUGUGUGAAUGCCCAGAAGGAGAGUCUCGGCAGCCAUGCCAUUGCCUACAAUGCAAAGAUGACAAUUGUGGAUGAUUCCGAGAGUACGGUCAAUGUGAUUUUGUCUCAAUUUAAGGCGCAUGUCUGGAGCAUCGUAUACUUUUCUAAUACCAUGGAUAAACGUCAGAUUGAUAAUGGCAAUUCAGUUGAUGAAUUGAAUAGGAAAAUGCUACAGAUUAAUGACUUAAAUUGCGGAACUUCAUACGUAUUUUGUCUGAUUAUAGACAUAAAUACGACUUCUCCAUUUAAUUGCCGUUCGCAUCGCACAAGGCCUUGUCUCUGGCAGCGAUUGUGGUUCGAGAGAAACAGUGUUUCGAUAAUAAUUUCAGCAAUCUUUGGAAUACUACUGAGUGUAGCUCUCGGUGUACUCGCUGUGUACGCCAUUCUCAGGAUGCGCCCGAGCUGGCUUUGGGGCAGCAAACGGCUGCUGCGCCCGACAUCACAGUCAAAUACAAUGCUUCUGCUGCCAAGAGAAUACGAAAAGGAGGCUUACGAUGCCAUACGCUAUGCCAAUCCGAAUGGCAGCAUCCACGAAUAUGCAUCUUACUACCGACACUUAGAAGAAGCCCAACUCUAUCGAGGAGGAUCGAAUAAGUACAAUGUACCACCCAUAGAACGUGCACCAUCCAUACCUCCAUCCGUGCAUAAAAACAAAAUAUCCACAGUUCCUAAUACAUAUACCUAUGAAUCCUUUGAGGUGUAUGAAGAACUUUACUAA
Messenger RNA from Drosophila mojavensis, 2393 nucleotides. RefSeq lists its product as uncharacterized. The transcript has 2 exons. Gene Ontology annotation, molecular function: protein binding. NCBI's taxonomy places the organism in Eukaryota, Metazoa, Arthropoda, Insecta, Diptera, Drosophilidae. The coding region runs from base 216 to 2393 and encodes 725 amino acids. The record is from RefSeq and is a predicted model, not a curated record.